UGAGAAUGAGAUGAGAACAGCCAUGGAGGAGCUGAGCGCGGUAGGAGAGCAGGUCUUCGACGCCGAGUGUAUCCUCAACAAACGCACGAGGAAGGGCAAACUGGAGUAUCUGGUCAAGUGGAGAGGAUGGUCGUCCAAGCAUAACAGUUGGGAACCUCAGGAAAACCUUCUUGACCCGAGACUAUUGGUUGCAUUUAACAAGAGGGAGCAGGAGAAGGAACUCUUGAUAAGCAAAAAGGGGAAACGGCCUCGUGGACGACCCAGAAAAAUAAUGGAAACUAUUCCAGUGGUGUCAAAGUCAAGCAGCUCAUCCUCGUCUUCAUCCUCUUCUGGUUCUUCGUCAUCUUCCUCAUCAUCAUCCUCUUCUACAGAUGACGACGAUGAAGACGACCACAACAUGACUCCAAAGCCGAUUCCUCGUCCUCGAGAGCAUCUCCCGGUCCCGCAGAAGAAAGCGCAGAUCGUCGUGGCCAAGCCAGGGCCGCCAAAGAAGCGAGGGAGGAAAGCGCUGCCUCCGGAGCUGAAGGCCAUACGUCAAGUUAAAGGUACUCGGAAGAUCCUCAAACCCAUUUCCAGAGACUCGGAUCUCCGAGGCAUAAAGAAACCUCUCAUGCCUGCAAGCUUCACCUACACCGGCUUGAAUCGCACCUCAGGAAGGGAGCCGAUGGCAAUGCAUAACCGAGGGUCUUUUACACACAAGAGUUCCUUAAGCUCCCUUGGACGCUCCAUCGGAUCCGUUUCAUCUUCUCCAACACUAAAUCGGUCGCCGCAAACUAAAUCUGCUUCAGAUUUCAAGCUCUCCGUCUCAGAUAUGAACAGCGGACUUGAUCCCAAGACUCCCACGUGCAAAUCUCCAGGUGUAGCCGCACUGAAUCUGCACAGCAGCAAUGGACAGACGUGUCCACAACUCUCUCCCACUGUGCCGAAAGAUCAGACCCUGCUUCAAAGGUCAGCAUCUCUCCCGAAAUCCCCAUCAAGCUCAUUUUCAUCUCUCAAAACUCCUUCCAGCCUUCAAGCUCUCAAUCUGCAGAGCGUCAACAAAACAGUGCAGGGAAACGGGACUGAUUUGAAGACUUCCCCGCAUUCUGGAAGGAAAAGUUCUGGAUUUAACACAAGUUCUGCACCAAACACUCCUAGCAAGUUCCAGACCUCACAGCAAGCCUUAAAGAGUCCACAGAAAUUGAAAGCGGAUGAUUUGGCUGAAAGACUUGGGAAGAAAAGCCAAGCUAGAACAGAAAAGAUUCUGCCAACAGAGGGUCGAGAUUCUCAACCGGCGCAAGACAGACCCUCGUCUAAAGAUCCCAGCAAACAGAGCAAGACCUUGAGCGAAUUGAGCACCGGAGAGGAGGGAAGCAGCUCCGAUACCGACCAUGAUUCCUCAUUUCCCAGGGACAGCCAUGACUUGUCCAUCUCUGUGCAAGCAGGUCAGGAUUGGAGGCCGACACGGAGCCUGAUUGAGCAUGUGUUUGUCACUGACGUCACUGCAAACCUGGUCACAGUAACAGUGAAGGAAUCUCCAACCAGCGUUGGGUUUUUUAGCAUUCGGAAUUAUUGAAUGUCUUCAACUGGAAGUGCAGCUACAUUUGGAUAAUCGGGACAAGUUUCAAGCAAGCUGUUUGAUGGGUCUCCAUUUUUUAAUGGAUUUUACUUGUUUUUACUCAAAGUUGGGACUGUUUUACCUGGUCAGAUUUGAAGUUCCUUGACACGUUUUUAAUCAGACAUGUACAAUCUCGCCUAAUUUGAAGUCUAAAGUGUAUUUCUGAAGCGUUCGCCUUGGUUUCAAAUGCAGGGAUGGUUUUCUUGAAGUUGAUUCUGAGUACAGUACUAGUAAAGACAAAAUUCACAAGAUCAAAACAAAUAUAUCCAAAGUUUUUUUUAGCUGAAUCUCAGAUUGUGUCUUUUAAAAAGGUGCCUAUUUUUAAGCUGUCGUUUUUCUGCUCAAUAACCAAUAUAAUGAGGGUUUUUUUCUUUUUGUUUUACUAUGAUGUGGGUAUAUUUUGUACUACACAACAGUUCACUGUUUAUUUAUUAUUUCUUACUGUUAUUUUUGUUGGUAGGUGACAUGCUGAAACACACAGUAAAGAUUCUUUUUAUA
Molecule: messenger RNA, 2095 nt
Organism: Danio rerio (zebrafish)
Lineage: Eukaryota; Metazoa; Chordata; Actinopteri; Cypriniformes; Danionidae
Gene: cbx2
Product: chromobox homolog 2 (Drosophila Pc class)
Biological process (GO): chromatin organization
Cellular component (GO): PRC1 complex; nucleus
Source: RefSeq, marked validated